Molecule: messenger RNA, 1347 nt
Organism: Carlito syrichta (Philippine tarsier)
Lineage: Eukaryota; Metazoa; Chordata; Mammalia; Primates; Tarsiidae
Gene: SRMS
Product: src-related kinase lacking C-terminal regulatory tyrosine and N-terminal myristylation sites
Biological process (GO): cell differentiation; innate immune response; cell surface receptor protein tyrosine kinase signaling pathway
Cellular component (GO): extrinsic component of cytoplasmic side of plasma membrane
Molecular function (GO): non-membrane spanning protein tyrosine kinase activity; signaling receptor binding; ATP binding
Source: RefSeq, a predicted model, not a curated record
AUGGAGCCCUUCCUCAGGAAGCGGCUGGCCUUCCUGUCCUCUUUCUGGGACAAGAUCUGGCCGGCUGACGAUCCAGAUGACAGCGUCACUGUGACCCCGGACUUCGAUGCCGACCUAGUGCCACAGCUCCCUGCAGAGUACCCUGCGGAGCCCCGCAGGCUUCCAGGUCCACCCAGCCCCGAGCUAGACGUCGCCAAAGCCCCCACUGAGCCGCUCUGGGACCAGCCCUGGUACUUCAGCGGGGUCAGCCGGACACAGGCACAACAGCUGCUCCUGUCCCCACCCAAUGCGCCUGGGGCCUUCCUCAUCCGGCCCAGCGAGAGCAGUCUCAGGGGCUACUCAUUGUCAGUCCGGGCCCAGGCCAAAGUCUGCCACUACAGAAUCUCGACGGCAGCCGACGGUGGCCUGUACCUGCAGAGGGGGCCGGCCCUUCCGAGCCUACAGGAGCUGCUGGCAUACUACCGGGCCCAUGGAAGGCUGAGUCGGAGCCCGCUGCUGCAGCCCUGUGUGCUCCAGACGCCCCCAGAGCAGGACAAGUGGGAGAGGCCGCGCUCCGAGUUUACCCUUCACAGGAAGCUGGGCGAAGGCUACUUCGGGGAGGUGUGGGAAGGCCUGUGGCUGGGCUCGGUGCCCGUGGCAAUCAAGGUCGUCAAGUCAGCUGACAUGAAGCUCAACGACCUGACCAGGGAGAUCCAGACGCUGAAGAGCCUGCGGCACGAGCGGCUCAUCCGGCUGCAUGCAGUGUGCUCUGCUGGACCCGUGCUCAUCGUCACUGAGCUAAUGCGCAAAGGCAACCUGCGGGCCUAUCUGGGCAGCCCCGAGGGCCAGGCACUGAACCUGCCGCCACUGCUGGGCUUCGCCUGCCAGGUGGCCGAGGGCAUGAGCUACCUAGAGCAGCAGCGGGUCCUGCACCGCGACCUGGCUGCCAGGAAUGUGCUAGUGGACGACAGCCUGGCCUGCAAGGUGGCCGACUUUGGCCUGGCCCGGUUGCUCAAGGAUGACGUGUACUCCCCAAGCAGUGGCUCCAAGAUCCCAGUCAAGUGGACGGCACCCGAGGCUGCCAAUUAUCGCGUAUUCUCCCAGAAGUCGGACGUCUGGUCCUUCGGUGUCCUACUGUACGAGGUCUUCACCUACGGCCAGUGUCCCUAUGAAGGAAUGACCAACCACGAGACGCUGCAGCAGAUCACUCGGGGCUACCGGCUGCCGCGCCCAGCCGCCUGCCCAACAGAGGUGUACACGCUCAUGCUGGAGUGCUGGAGGGCCAGCCCUGGGGAGCGGCCGGCCUUCGUGGUACUGCGGGAGAAGCUGCACGCCAUCCACCGGCGACUCCAGCCUACCCUGGCAUGA